This is a messenger RNA of Daphnia carinata, 675 nucleotides long. RefSeq lists its product as uncharacterized. The transcript has a single exon. NCBI's taxonomy places the organism in Eukaryota, Metazoa, Arthropoda, Branchiopoda, Diplostraca, Daphniidae. The record is from RefSeq and is a predicted model, not a curated record. Bases 1 to 675 code for a protein of 224 amino acids. Gene Ontology annotation, molecular function: nucleic acid binding.
AUGCUUUCGUUUCAAACGUGGACACGUGUUUCAAGACGUUGGACUCAACAGCCCCUCCAGGUCUUCACGGAUGCAAGCUCCAAAGGGUACGGAGCAGUAGCCUACUUCCGCACUGUUUUCGAGGACCAGUCCGUCAACGUGUCCUUCGUCAUGGCGAAAACACACGUCACGCCGGUGAAAGGUCUCACGAUUCCACGUUUGGAGCUACAAGCUGCCGUGGAAGGUCUCAACAUCGCCCUCACGAUUUGCCGUGAACUAGAAAUCAAUCUGCGCCAAGUAACCUUCCACUCGGAUUCACAAACGGUGUUGCGGUGGAUCCAUUCCAAAUCUUGUCGGUUUGAAUUCUUCGUCAACUACCGCAUUGGAAAAAUACUCCGAAACACGGCUCAUCGACAAUGGCGUCAUGUUGCCGGAGAUUCAAACCCAGCGGACCUCUGCAGUAGGGGUAUCGACCCAAAGGACGUCAACGAAUUGGUCUACUUCCAUCGAGGACCUUCGUUCCAGAACCUAGACCCCUCAGAGUGGUACACUUGGGAAGAGAUUACGGAGCCAGAAGAACGGGAUGUAAACGUGAUUCGCGUCUUAGCAGUCAAGAUAGAAGAUGAGAAUCAUGUCAUCGACCGAUGCGUCGAACGUUUUUCCAGUCUGUUGAGACUUCAACGAGUGCUGGCCUAG